AUGGUCCUAACUAGAUCGAAACGAUCGAAGCAAGAAUUUUUCGAAGAAAUAAUGCCCUUGCCACAAUACGCCGAAGAUUAUUUCAACAGAGUGGAUCCUUUUGAAUGGAAACUGUCACAUUUUUUACGUUAUACGGAAAAAUCACGAUCAAAUAGCGUGUCAAGUGAUCAAGUAUUACAUGCUUUCAAAACAGGAUUGAAAGAUGUGGUGGAAAAAAUGUCCGGCGACGGGAAUAGACCUACAAUUUUUAGAACCAGAGUCGCGUUGGAAGAUGCUGACAUGACAAAGCCUCGAAACUUGGCUGGUGUGAAAUUAUUUAUUGCCAAAAAGCUCUUAGAAAAUAAGAGAACUAAGCCACCAGCUGUUAAAGACAAGGAAGCACAUAUCCAUCGCUAUAGCGACGUGGUGCUUCUGCUGGCAGGACCUGCACGUGGUUCAUGGGUUCCUUUCUUCUACAAUAGGUAUGAUGCCAAGGACGCCCGAUAUUUGAAGGCAGAGGAGUGUGCAUAUCCACUCUUUUUGUCCUAUACCGCAUACCAAUAUUAUUUCCACGAGUCUGAUGAGAUUGAAACUUAUUGGCAAACUGUACGAGCAAAGACAGCAAUCAAUAUCGCAAAAAGCCAUCACAAACUUCAGAAGGUUUCCCAAAAAACUGUAAACCUCCUAUGUGGAGAGGUGUUGCCCAGAAAGCGAGUGAGACUAGAUGAUGAGACAGUAGAUAAAGCCGAGGAGCAGGAGGCCGAAAAUUCCUCUGGCAACGAAUCUGAAAAUGGGGAUGAUUACCAGAAUGACGAGGCAUCCAAGGAUUGCUUAAGAGAUGUAAAAAGGAUGGAUAAUGAGGAUGAUGAACUGGAGGUGCAUGCUAAAGAGACCAUUCGGAACGAUGGAAAAAAAUGGAUCAUAUGUGGCACCGAUGUACGUGACGCAUUAUCAAAAUGGAAAAAAAAAACCAGACCGCGCACUGAUUUAGCAUUUUAUGACAUCGUAGAUGUUACGCCAGGGUCGAACAGUGAUUUUAUACGAUCACUUCCUAAAGAUGUAGUGCAUGAAAUAAGACAGUCAAAGUUAUUGCCGGCACCUGUUAUCGAUAAUGCGGACGGAAUGAAACAAUAUAUUAUUGAUUUUAUUAAGACGAAAAAUUUUCGUGAAUAUGUCGAUGAAAGUUAUGUGAAAACACGAAAGAACAAUAUUAUGAAAUUCAUAUGGGACUAUUUGAACCUCCUUGUGGAAUCAUUUGAAAGAGAUAAUGAUCUCGCCGACUAUAAUUUAUCUGAGCUAGGAUAUCGGGAAAUCUUCCUCACACCUCUAAUGCGCAGUCUCUUCCGUGGAAAGCAUCGGGAAAUGAGUAUUUUUUUCGGUGAAAAAUGUCUUUUCGCUUCAUCGGAAGAUCGAAAUCGGGAAAAAACCGAUGAGGAAUAUCGUAAUGCUGGUCGAAAAAUAGACAUCAUCUGGUCUAUGAAACCAACCGACUUUGAAUUUUCUAUAUGUGAAGUUAGUGGGCCACCAAACCAGCAUAAUCAUACGCACUUUUUUAAUGAUAAACUUAAGAUUGCCAAAAUGUUGAAGGUUAUCUUGAAUAGGAUCGUAAUAAAAUAUGGUGGUGCGGGCAUGAAUUUGAGUUCAUUAAAAUUGUAUGGCUUACAUGUUUAUUAUAAUGAAAUAAUGGUGUAUGAAAUGUCAGUACCAUUUCGUGGAUUAUACGUUUUUUGUGAAGUAUUACGAUCAAAACUCCCAACAAAUGAUGUUGAAGUGGGGUUAAUGUCACGAUCAGUACCAGUAUUGCUCGAAUUCAAGAAGUUACUUGAGAGGAGUUUAACUGGUCUUAAAGAUUAUAUUCAAGAUGCAUGUACUCGUACACCGGAUGACAAUGGAAACGCAGACCUAUUUAUUACAAGUACUGAUUUAACGCCCACAACAAAUAGAAAACAAUCGAAUGGAUGGUAG
This is a messenger RNA of Funneliformis geosporum, 1944 nucleotides long. NCBI's taxonomy places the organism in Eukaryota, Fungi, Glomeromycota, Glomeromycetes, Glomerales, Glomeraceae. The record is from the annotation of a GenBank genome assembly.